This is a messenger RNA of Lolium rigidum, 2016 nucleotides long. RefSeq names its product cysteine-rich receptor-like protein kinase 10. The record is from RefSeq and is a predicted model, not a curated record. The transcript has 7 exons. The coding region runs from base 1 to 2016 and encodes 671 amino acids. Gene Ontology annotation, molecular function: ATP binding; protein kinase activity. Lineage: Eukaryota; Viridiplantae; Streptophyta; Magnoliopsida; Poales; Poaceae. Gene Ontology annotation, biological process: protein phosphorylation.
AUGGUGGGCGUCCUGCUCCUCCUACUCCUCCUCAUGCCGUUGUCGGCAUCGGCGACAGCGCAGCUCUGCGGUGCCGACGGCAACUACACGGUCAACAGCACCUACCAGUCCAACCUCGCCGUCCUCGCCGCCACACUUCCCAACAACACCUCUUCCUCGCCGCAGCUCUUUGCCACCGCCACCGCCGGCCAAGCACCCGACGCGGUGUACGCGCUUGCACUCUGCCGCGGUGACUUCACCAACACCACCGCGUGCCGAGACUGCGUCGUCGCCUCGUUCCAGCAUGCGCAGCAGUCCUGCCCCAACCACAAGGGCGCCAUCGUCUACUACGACUACGACCCCACCCAGCAACCAGGGUGCCUUCUAGGCUUCUCCAGCGAUGACGGCAUCCUAAGCUCAGCAUCCAGUCUGACCGGCAACGACACGCUUUUCCAGUACUGGAACCAGAACGGCAUCCCCGGCGAUCCCGGCGUCGUCGCCGCUGCCGUCCAGGACUUGCUGAAUGGGACGGCCCAGUACGCGGCAGCCGCCACGGAGAGGCGGUUCACCACAGCCUUCAUGGACUCCAUUGGCAGCACCAUCCCUACGCUCUACUCCCUGGCGCCGUGCACGCCCGACCUGUCCGCCGGCGACUGCAUGGCGUGCCUCCGGCGGAUAGUCGGCAUGGUCAACGCUACCACGUCCGUGCGCUUGGGAGGACGGAUUUUCGUCCUGCGCUGCAACAUCAGGUUCGAGGCGAAUCUGUUCUACGACGGCAAAUCCAUGCAGCGGAUUCUAUCUCCAUCGUCCAUCGCUCCAGCACCGGCUCAGAUGACAGGCAAAAGUAUGUGGAUCCAACCUUGGGUGAUUGUCAUAUCCAUAGCUGCUCCGGUAGCAGUAGUUGCUUUCUGCUUCAUCCUUUACUGUCGUCGGCUCAGAACAAGUUAUAGAAAAGGUAAAGUGGCGUUACGAGAAAAGGGGUCUACUCAUAAGUUGGAAGAAGGAGAUGAAUUAGUUCGGGAAAUGGAAGCAGAGUUUUCAGUUUUUGACUUUCUUCAGAUUUUGGAGGCUACAAGUAACUUUUCUGAAGAAAACAAACUUGGAGAAGGUGGAUUUGGCCCUGUGUAUAAGGGCUACUUACCUGACGGAACAGAGAUAGCAGUAAAGAGACUUGAUUCACAUUCGGGACAAGGAUUCAUAGAGUUCAAGAAUGAGGUUGAGCUGAUAGCAAAAUUUCAACACAGGAAUUUGGUUAAGCUGAUGGGAUGUUGCUCUCAAGAAGAGGAGAAAAUACUGGUCUAUGAAUACUUGCCAAACAAAAGCUUGGACUUCUUCAUCUUUGAUGAAAAUGGAAAGUCUUUACUGGAUUGGAACAAACGUAUUUCAGUAAUUGAAGGAAUAGCAGAAGGACUUCUUUACCUACAUAAGCACUCUCGACUGCGUGUCAUACAUCGAGAUCUUAAACCAAGCAACAUUCUACUGGAUAACGAAAUGAUUCCUAAAAUAUCAGAUUUUGGUCUAGCAAAAAUAUUCAGCUCAAAUAACACCGAUGGAAACACUACAAGAAGAGUUGUUGGUACAUAUGGCUACAUGGCUCCCGAGUAUGCUUCACAUGGCAUGUUCUCAAUCAAAUCUGAUGUCUUUAGCUUCGGUGUUUUGACCCUGGAGAUACUUUCCGGGAAAAGGAAUUCCGGUAGCCAUGAACAUGGAGAUUUCAUCAAUCUCCUUGGAUAUGCUUGGCAAUUAUUUGAAGAGGGAAAAUGGAUCGAGCUUGUGGAUGUGUCAUUGCUUCACAAGUGUCACUCGACCGACAUGAUGAGGUGCAUUAGUAUUGCCUUGUUGUGUGUACAGGAGAAUUCAGAUGAUCGACCAACCAUGUUGGAUGUAGUUGCAAUGCUAAGCAACAAGACUAUGAUACUACGUCAUCCUAACCAUCCAGCAUAUUUUAAUUUAAGAGUAGGAAAUGAGGAAGCAUCAACUUCUACUAAGUCUUGCAGUGUUAAUGACGUGACCAUGUCUGAAGUAAAUGGUAGGUAG